Messenger RNA from Haliotis rubra (blacklip abalone), 1657 nucleotides. RefSeq names its product solute carrier family 46 member 3-like. The transcript is spliced from 4 exons. Gene Ontology annotation, cellular component: membrane. The record is from RefSeq and is a predicted model, not a curated record. NCBI's taxonomy places the organism in Eukaryota, Metazoa, Mollusca, Gastropoda, Lepetellida, Haliotidae. Gene Ontology annotation, molecular function: transmembrane transporter activity. The coding region runs from base 48 to 1532 and encodes 494 amino acids. Gene Ontology annotation, biological process: transmembrane transport.
AUGAGCUGACUGAGGCAUCAUAGCAGUGUACGAGGAACACCAGCAGCAUGGGGAAAGAUGGUAGCUCUAACGGUUACAGUAUCCACAGAGAUGAUGAUGAUGAUGAUGAUGGUGAUGGUAAUGCCAAGAGGGUGCCCUUGCUAAGGGCCAUGGUGGCUUGUGGGAUAGUCGCGGUAGUUUAUAUGUCAGGUGUUUUAGCCAUGUCACCAGUUGUCACCCAGUUGGUGAGAAAACGGAUAGCCGAGUCCUACACCAACAAUACAAACGUUAGCAAUGGAAAUGGGAACAUCUGCAGCAGGAACAAAAGCAACGAUGACAAUCUGAUUAGAGUAAAGAUCCAGCAACAAUCGGCGGACAUCUUGCUGUAUUUAUCAAUCUCUGGAUCCAUUAUUUCCAUCUUCGUCAACCUGGUUAUAGGAUCCUAUUCCGACUUUCUUGGAAGAAGAGUCCUAUUCUUCAUGCCAAACCUAGGGGCGGCUCUGAAAGCAACAGUUCUCUGUCUUGUCAUAGCGUUUCGGCUUUCCCUUGACUGGCUCUUUUUGGGUUAUGUUUUGGAGGGUCUCUCUGGGUCUUAUAACGGGUAUUUACUGGGUGUGUUUGCAUACACUGCAGAUGUCACGGAGCCUGGAAAGAAACGCACUAUUAUGAUAGCCAUUGUGGAGGGUUUCUUUGCUGUGGCUGGGUCUGUCGGCCAGUUGGCCGUUGGAUUCCUCAUAGAUAAGGUCAGUUACUUGUACGCUGCCAUAAUGAUUACCGCCAUCUUUACUCUGCCACUGAUCCUGAUAAUUACAAUCCUACCUGAAACUAUGACCGAGAAGGUGGAAAAACAUUGGUCUCCGCUGCCACACAUCAAGAAGGUUUUGGGUUUCUUCUUCGCACGAGGUUCGGGCAAACAGCGAGCUAUGUAUAUACUAGCAUUGCUUAUAUUCUUUUUUGGGAUGUUCCGAAAUAUGGGAAGGUCAAGCCUGGAAAUUCUGUAUCAAUUAGACAAGCCGUUCUGUUGGAGCCCUUUGAAGAUCGGCUAUUAUGGUGCUAUCAGACUGUCCUUCUCUGUUUUGUGUGGCCUCUUUGGACUCAAACUUUUACAACCAUGUUUUCGAGACAUGACAAUUGCGUUGAUUGGAUUAGCUUUCGGCACCGCCUCGUUGGUGAUAGAGGCACUGGCUUUCAAUGACUGGAUGCUUUAUUCGGUUCCUCUGGUCAGCCUUAUAUCAUUCACCGUCGUCCCUGUUGCCCGAUCUGUCAUGUCGAAGAUGACGUCAUCGACUGAACAAGGUGCUAUGUUCUCCAGUAUUGCGGCCGCGGAGGGUGUGUGUGGCACCCUGUCGCAGACAUUGUACAACACCGUCUAUCGCGCUACUGUUGACACAUUCAGAGGUGCGGUCUUCUUCGUAAUGGCCGGAAUGGGAGGAAUCUGCGCUGUUUUUAUUAUUGCAUUUCUCUACAUAACGAAGGGAGACGCCCAAGAAUCACAGUCUGUUGUCGAGCCUCCGGUCAAAGUCGAAAUGAAGUCACCCAGCGAACCACCAUGACGUCAUCAUGACGUAACUCACAUGUGACGUCAGCAGUAUAUCAUAUGGAUGGUGUUUGCAGCUGUCUAACAUAACCAACAGGAGCAAACGUGCUUGUACUAAACGGUGAAUUAUGAAUAAAAAUG